GAAAACAAAUGUUUUUCAUCUUUAAUAUGACAUUAUGCAUAAAGAAAUUGUUUAAAUUUAACUCAAUUAUGCCAUAGUUAUUUUUUUAUAUACCUAAAUAUUUGAGAAAAACUAAUCAGAUUGUCUUAAGAAUCAAUUCUGUUAACUGCGCAUUUUGAAUUUCGAUUCGAUUUUGAUUUUAUUACUCGUAUUUGUGCGCCGUCGCCAGAAUAUUGAUUUUAGUUCUCAUAUAACAACAGCUCUUAGUCAGUCAGUCAGUUCGUGGUUGUUGAUUCGAGCGAGCAAUGUUAUUUGAUUUCUUCCGAAACGAUAAAUAAAAACCAUAUAUAUAUAUAUAGAAAUAUAAGACAAAUAUCAAGCGAAAAACAAAAGCCUUUAAUUCCUUUUACAUUUGUCAAUUAGCAAAAAAAGUUUGGAAUAUUUGUUGCAUUUUAAUAGGAAAACGAAACUAGCAGCUGCAGCUCUAAGAAAAACAGCUGCGUUUUGGCGACACAAAAAAAUAACAACAACAACAAAAACUGCAAUCAACCCCCCUUGACUUUAACCACCCUCUCUCUAUACUCCGCCGCCCCCCCUCUCUAUUUUAUUCGGCCAAAAGCAACCACCUCAACUAUUAACUAUCUACCACCAAAGUAAUCCAAAGCAAAGCAAAGCAACCCAACCAAAACAUAAAAACCCAUCUGUAACCAAAAACCUGCUCAGAUAUGGCUUUAGAUUUUGUGGCGACCUACAAGGUGUUAGUUCUGGGCGAUUCCAAUGUGGGUAAAACCUGCAUUGUUCACAGAUAUUGCGAUGAGAAAUACUAUGACACAUAUAUAUCCACCAUAGGCAUUGAUUUCAAACAGAAAUUAAUUAAUCUGGAUGGAGUGCCCAUAAAAUUGCAAAUUUGGGAUACAGCCGGACAGGAACGUUUUCGUACAUUAACCACAGCCUAUUAUAGAGGUGCAAUGGGGAUAUUGUUAAUGUACGAUGUUACCAAUCUGGAGAGCUAUAAUAAUUUGUCAUAUUGGUUGCGUAAUAUACAGGAGAAUGCCUCGCCAGAUGUGGUUAAAGUGCUGGCGGGCAAUAAAUGCGAAUGCUCGGCCACACAACGGAUGGUUGACAAAGAAAGAGGGGAAAAGAUUGCUGAAAACUUUGAAAUGCCCUUCUUUGAAGUAUCUUGCAAAUCGAACAUAAAUAUAGAAGAUGCGUUUUUAUCAUUAGCCCGAAAAAUUAGGGAACAGCGAGAACGACGGGGCGAUAAUUUUGACAACGAUGAGAAACAAGACAAGAAAUCACCGGGCUCCAAUGGCCUAGGAACCUUCAGUCUAGGCAGUCUAUCUGGCGAAAAUCGUUGCACUUGCUAAAUGGUCAAAUUUUGCAACUGCAUUGAACCUGCAUCGAGAGAGAGAAAGAGAGAGAGCGAGAGAUUAAGUUGUCGAAACGAAAGCAAAAAUGCGUUAUAGAAACACAUGUAGAACAACUGUUUGUGUAGGCAUAGGCCAUGUACUUACAUACCAAAAACACAAAAAAGAAAAAAAUUCAAUGAUAUUACAAUUAAAUAUGUAUAUGAUUUCAAAAAGUCAUGCCUAAGCAUAUUACAUUCUAUGUAAAAUAACGUACAGAUUGUGCAUUUUAAGGUACAUAGUCCAAAAGAAAACCAAGAAACAAUGAUAGCUAAAUAUUUUAGCAUAUUCAUGCAUAAAGAAAAAACAUAAUAGUCUAUUAUAAUACAUGAUAUGUCUUGAUUCCAAUAAUUAUACAAGAUAAUU
Molecule: messenger RNA, 1751 nt
Organism: Drosophila willistoni
Lineage: Eukaryota; Metazoa; Arthropoda; Insecta; Diptera; Drosophilidae
Gene: RabX4
Product: ras-related protein Rab-13
Exons: 4
Coding region: 705-1346 (213 amino acids)
Molecular function (GO): GTP binding; GTPase activity
Source: RefSeq, a predicted model, not a curated record